Aphanomyces astaci is the source of this 1214-nucleotide messenger RNA. RefSeq lists its product as hypothetical. Gene Ontology annotation, cellular component: cytoplasm. Gene Ontology annotation, molecular function: phosphoadenylyl-sulfate reductase (thioredoxin) activity. Lineage: Eukaryota; Oomycota; Saprolegniomycetes; Saprolegniales; Verrucalvaceae. The record is from RefSeq and is a predicted model, not a curated record. The transcript has a single exon. Bases 75 to 1214 code for a protein of 379 amino acids.
CUCGUGUGGAUUAUACAUGAAUGAUUUAUCACUAUCGAGAAUACUUACUUAUUCGAUACUAAGUACCUGUCGUGAUGCAAACCUAUUCAGCGGACGAGUGGACUUUGCGCGGCCUUGCACCAGCUCCGACUACAUUCUCCCCGGCGUACGUGGCUCACCUCAACACGAUGUUGCGGUCCAAGUCGGCGGCGGAGAUUGUGGCGUGGGCUGCCAACUCAUUUGGCAAGUCUCUCGCGUUGAGCUCUAGUUUCGGCAUACAGUCCGCUGUGAUGUUGCAUUUGGUUACGCAACAUGCCAACCAACCGCAUCGCGUGCCGGUGGUGUGGGUCGAUACGGGGUACUUGCCACCGGAAACAUACGCAUUCGCGACGGCGCUGCAGCAAUCCCUCGACCUGAAUCUACGCGUGUACCACCCCCAGACGUCCCCCGCGCAUAUGGAGGCUGUGCAUGGCAAACUGUACGAGUCGUCUUCACCAGAGGACCACCAAUUGUACGGCUUGCUGCGGAAAGUGGAGCCGAUGGAGCGUGCGCUGGCGGAAAUGGGGGCGACGGCCCUCUUGGUCGGGCUGCGAGCGGACCAGACUGACCGUCGGCGGCGUCUGGACAUUGUACACGUGCACAACGGUCGGUUAAAGAUCUGUCCCAUCUUGAGCUGGACGCAACAUGACGUCGACACGUACAUGGCCAGGCACAACCUACCGUUCCACCCACUCAAAGCCCUCGGGUAUGCCACGGUGGGCGACGCGCAUUCCAGUCGCCCGAUGACAGAAGCGGACACGGACAUCCGGGCCACGCGAUUCCAUGGCCGCGCUCAAGAGUGUGGGCUUCAUGCCAUCGACACAGACUACGACGACGAUGCCGAUGCUCAUGAAGCUGCCCAAUACCUGCCAUACGUGGAUGCGAUCGUGUAUUCGAAACCCCAGUGCAAGUACUGCGUGUUAGCAAAAGAGGCGCUGUCCAACGCCAAGUGGUCGUAUCGUGACGUGACAGUGGGGGUGGACAUCACACUUCGAGCUCUGUGCGACCUGGUCGGGUCGGACGUGACCAGUGUGCCCCAAGUGUUUGUGCGGGGGCAGUACAUUGGCGGGUACGAUGACCUCCACGACCUGCUCCAUCGCUCCACGACCAAAAAACCAUUCAGCCAAGACGAUACCAGUAGUCGUCCAGGAUUCCACACCAACUUUCACAUUAAUUACCCGUCUACUUUGGCCUAA